AACGAAUUGCAAUCACAAUCUUCAAGAUGGCUGUAGUGGGAUUUCGUGAAAAGAGGAAGUUGGCCCAAAGAGCAGACAUUUUUGUUAGAUUUGAGGCUAAAGAACGAUAUAACAAUAUAAGGCAAAUUUUAAAAAAAGAUCCCUCUCUGAGAAAUGACGAAGAACUCCAAAUGAUGGCAAACUCCCAAGAAAUAGUCCAAGAAAUCGAGAAGAGAUCUUGGCGACAAGAGCAAGCUAAGCGUCGAGUUGAAGAGGUGCUAGAUCCUCCAGACGUGUUAGAUCGAAAAACAACUGAAUUGGCCGAAGCGAUAGUUAGGGCAAAAUGUCUUGUUGUUUACACUGGUGCUGGAGUGAGUACGGCAGCUUCGAUUCCUGAUUACAGGGGCCCUGACGGAGUCUGGACUCGUCUUUCACGAGGAGAAAAUAUUGGCUCAUACAAUCUGACAGAUGCUGAUCCAACAUUAACGCAUAUGAGCAUUAUAAAGCUUUAUCAAGAAGGGAUGGUGAAACAUGUGGUGUCACAGAAUUGUGAUGGCCUGCAUGUCAGAAGUGGUCUUCCACCAAAAGCUUUGUCUGAGAUCCAUGGCAACAUGUUUGUUGAGGUGUGCACAGAAUGUGAAGAGGAGGACAAAAGUUAUUACCGUCUGUUUGAUGUGACAGAAAAUACAAGACUGAGGAGGCAUCAAACAAAUAGAAAUUGUCAUGAAUGUGGCUCACAGCUAAGAGACACCAUAGUUCAUUUCGGUGAAAAGGGUAACCUUCAUUGGCCUUUGAACUGGCAAGGAGCGAUAGACAAAGCAAAAAUGGCAGAUUGUAUUCUUUGUCUAGGAUCCAGCCUAAAGGUGCUAAAGAGGUAUCACGCUUUAUGGGGGAUGAGCAGAGUGAAGACAAGAAGACCCAGCCUUUACAUUGUUAACCUGCAGUGGACUCCAAAGGAUGAUCUUGCAGCACUAAAGAUCAGCGGUCGCUGUGAUGAUGUAAUGGAGAGAAUUAUGGCUAAACUGGGACUUGUUAUUCCUGACUAUAAAAGAUGUAAAGACUCUCUUUUCACUCUCUCAACGCCACUGAGGCCCCAUGAAUUGGACACUUUUAGCACCAAAUGCUUAACUGUGACAGUCCAGCAAUGUAAUGAGUCCCUUGAAUAUGUUAAAACUGAUUCUGUGGUAACUGAAGAACAUGAAUGUAAUAGCUGUGAGGACAAUAAUUCAUUUAGCUGUAAAACUGAGAAAGGUGUUCUCUCAAAUCCUAAACAUCCAGGUUGGUUUGGUAAAGGAUUAGCAAAGGUCAAGAGACCCAGAAAGAAAAGGAGGCUGAGAUGAUGAUUACUCAUCAGCACUUAAUUAUGGAAUCAUGCUGUUAGUAUUUCUAUACAAGAAUUUGUUUCAGUGGGAUACUUUUUGUGGUCGUCUAUUGAAUAGGCUUCUAAUGUACACAGAUGGCAAACGCAUAACAAGAGUGGAAAGUACUACACAGUGGUCAAACAUCUAGAUAUAGGCAAGAGUGCUAUUGACUUUGAGGUGGUCAGAACCAAGCUGUCUCAGAGGAGAUACAAAAAAACACACAAACCAGGAUGUCACACUGUUUUAAAACCAAUAAAGCUCAAAACAAAAUGACAAGUCAUCAGAAAAUCUGUUAUUUAUUAAGUUUUGGGUUUGAUACGUCUUGUUUUCUUUUUAUCUUCUUUUGUCUGCUUUAUCAGUCUCUGCGCACAUUUGCUUUUUUCACAAAUUUGUUUUGUUACAGCAGUUUCUUACAUUUUACAUUAGUGUGGCUGGCCACUUGUCCUUUUACCUCACAAAACUCAAAAACCACCAUUUGUUUGAUUCAGCACCAAUAAUUACAAUGUUCUAACACCUAAGGAAAUGAUCGACAUGCAAGAAGCCUAAUAAAUAAAUUAACACGGAUAGCCAAGUUCAAGUAAUACAUGAAAAACUAUUAGACAAGAAUGAUUGUCAGUUUGCAUAGUCCCUUACAGAGAAAAGAUGAGGUUUCGUUAGUUUCCAAAUGUUUUGCAAAGGUAAAAUGUUGGGAGUUUCUUUUCUGAAUACGUAAAGAAAUAAAGAAUCGCAGAGGAUGUACAUUGGUAAAUUUGUCUUGGUACCAACCUCAAUAAAGAAGCAACUGGUUGUGGA
This is a messenger RNA of Stylophora pistillata, 2132 nucleotides long. Its product is annotated as NAD-dependent protein deacetylase sirtuin-7. Gene Ontology annotation, molecular function: NAD+ binding; histone H3K18 deacetylase activity, NAD-dependent. Lineage: Eukaryota; Metazoa; Cnidaria; Anthozoa; Scleractinia; Pocilloporidae. Gene Ontology annotation, cellular component: nucleus; chromatin. The record is from RefSeq and is a predicted model, not a curated record.